CACUCCAAUUGUUGAUUUAAUCCCAACAUAAAACCGAAAAAGGAAAAAAAAGAACUACUUUCCUAAUACGCUUUUCACUGUUUCUUUGAUAAAUUUGGGGUCUAGGGUUCCUCCCUCCCUUUUACUGUUUAAUCAUUGGUACUGUUAUUUAUUUUUAUAUAUGUGUUAUACUUGGUAGCUUCAUGGGGGUUUGAGUGGUUCAACGGCGUGCUGCACUAAUUACUCUGUUUGUUUGUUUGGGGGUUGAUCGGUAAACAAAGUGAAGACGGAUAUCAAAUGCCGGAGGAGGACUUAAUUGAACUCAAAUUUCGGUUGUAUGAUGGAUCAGAUAUUGGUCCUUUUCGAUACUCACCCGCUUCCACCAUACCUAUGCUCAAAGACAGGAUCGUCGCCGAGUGGCCCAAAGAUAAAAAAGUUGCACCCAAGGCGGCAAAUGAUGUAAAAUUGAUAUGUGCUGGCAAAAUUUUGGAAAACAGCAGGACUGUUGGUCAAUGCAAGACACCUUUUGGUGAGCUACCAAAUGGUGUAAUUACCAUGCAUGCUGUUGUACAACCAUCUUUAGCUAAAGCAAAGUCAGAGGAAAAGAAGAUUGACAAGAACCCAAAGCAAAGCACCUGUACGUGCUCCAUAUUGUGAGAUUGUAAGUGAUUCAGUUUGAUCUUGUGGUAUCCUUGGGGUUACCUGCACUGUGAAGAAAAGUCUGGAGCAAUAAUUUGUACGAUACCUCAUUAUUACAUGUUUGUUGAAAACCAAUUUUAUGUAACUAUUGCAUGAUCUUAUGACCACGUUUGUUCUAUUAAGUUUGUAUCUUUACACUCGUAGUCACAGAUUUCUCAUGUAAAAAAUACAGAGAGAAGGCUGGAGACACGCAGAAGGAUUUUUAGCUGUAACUUUUUUGAUUAAUCGGUUAACCUCUGGUCCUCA
Solanum dulcamara is the source of this 924-nucleotide messenger RNA. RefSeq names its product membrane-anchored ubiquitin-fold protein 3. The record is from RefSeq and is a predicted model, not a curated record. The transcript has 3 exons. Gene Ontology annotation, molecular function: protein binding. NCBI's taxonomy places the organism in Eukaryota, Viridiplantae, Streptophyta, Magnoliopsida, Solanales, Solanaceae. Bases 277 to 636 code for a protein of 119 amino acids.